AUGUCCAAUCUCAGGGUCCUCAUUGUUGGUGCCUCUAUUGCAGGCCCGACGGCGGCUUACUGGUUUGCCAAAGCUGGAGCCAAGGUCACAGUGGUUGAACGAUUCCCACACAUACGCCCCAAUGGCCAAAAUGUCGAUAUCCGCACUGUCGGCGUCACAGUCAUGCGAAGAACACCAGGGAUGGAGGCGGCCGUGCGAGCUAAGGUGAUGCCCUACGAAGGAAUCAGCUUCGUCGGCUCCAAUGGACGUCCAUUUGGAAUCAUCAGAGCCACCGGGAAUCCCGACCAGCAGUCGCUCGUCUCCGAGUACGAAAUACUCCGCGGCGACCUGUCACAGAUUCUCUUCGACAUGACCAAGGACAACGAGAACAUCAGCUACGUUUUCGGCGAGCAAGUCGCUUCGAUGCAGCAACACGAGCAAGAGGACGGGCCUGUUACGGUCGAGUUUGCCAACGGCUUCCCAGCCUCGGAAUUCGACCUCGUCGUCGCUUGCGAUGGUGCAACGUCGAGAACCCGCGCUCUUGGUCUCGGCUGCGGUGUCCGGGACCACAUUAAGUCGAUCAACUGCUGGGUGGCUUACUUCUCCACGCAACAAGAUAUUCUAGAUGGAAGCAAGCUGGGUCAGUCGUACAGCGCCCCCGGUGGUCGCUGGAUUGCCGCCGGAUCCAACCCAGCGGGAGGAAGUCGCGUUACGCUUAUGGGUCUUUAUCCCCGCGACAAUCUUGACAUCACACGCUCCUUCCGCAGCGCAAUGGCACAAGGGGAUGUGGCGUUCAAGCAACAUAUAGCCCAGCACUUCAAGGGGGCCGGGUGGAAAUGCGACGAAGCCAUAGAGGGCAUGAUGGGGUCGCCGGACUUCUAUGCCAGCGAGAUUGCCCAGGUCAAACCCCCGAGUCUGUGCAAAGGACGUUUCGUCUUGGUUGGUGACGCGGGCUACGCGGCAGGCCCGACUGGUGGCGGGACAAGUCUUGCCAUUGCUGGUGCCUAUGUCCUUGCGGGCGAAAUCAGCAAGCACAAGGGUGAUCUGGCUGCGGGGCUGCAGGGCUACGAGGAGCGGAUGCGGCCCAUCAUCGACGAUCUCCAGAAGAUCCCAUUCCUCGUCCCGACCGUGUUGGCGCCACAGACGACCUGGGGGCUUUGGGUGCGAAAUUCCAUAAUAUGGUUUAUAUGCUGGACGAGGGUGAUGCAAUUCUCUCAGAGGUUCUUUGCCAACUCCUAUGGUAGCGGCGACAAAUACCGGCUGCCUGAAUAUAGUUGGGAUAAAUGA
Molecule: messenger RNA, 1266 nt
Organism: Lasiosphaeria miniovina
Lineage: Eukaryota; Fungi; Ascomycota; Sordariomycetes; Sordariales; Lasiosphaeriaceae
Product: oxidoreductase
Exons: 1
Coding region: 1-1266 (421 amino acids)
Molecular function (GO): FAD binding
Source: RefSeq, a predicted model, not a curated record